Molecule: messenger RNA, 1788 nt
Organism: Hyaloperonospora brassicae
Lineage: Eukaryota; Oomycota; Peronosporomycetes; Peronosporales; Peronosporaceae
Source: the annotation of a GenBank genome assembly
AUGACUUCGACGACCUCGACUUCGCUCGACGACCUCGACUUUGGUGACGAUGACUUCGAAGAUCUUGACUUUGUCAAUCUUCAGUUCGACGACGUGGACUUCGACGACCUUGACUUCGAUGACCUCGUGUUGGACGACCUUGACUUCGAUGACCUCGAGUUUAAAGAUAUUUCAACCGACGACCUUGUGUUCGACGACCUACAAUUCGACGACCUUGACUUCGACGACCUUCAACUCGACGACCUCGACUUUGGUGACCAUGACUUCGAAGAUCUUGACUUUGUCAAUCUUCAGUUCGACGACGUGGACUUCGACGACCUUGACUUCAAAGACCUCGAGUUGGACGACCUUGACUUCGAUGACCUCGAGUUUAAAGAUAUUUCAACCGACGACCUUGUGUUCGACGACCUACAAUUCGACGACCUUGACUUCGACGACCUUCAACUCGACGACCUCGACUUUGGUGACCAUGACUUCGAAGAUCUUGACUUUGUCAAUCUUCAGUUCGACGACGUGGACUUCGACGACCUUGAAUUCGAUGACCUCGUGUUGGACGACCUUGACUUCGAUGACCUCGAGUUUAAAGACAUUUCAACCGACGACCUUGUGUUCGACGACCUACAAUUCGACGACCUUGACUUCGACGACCUUCAAGUCGAAGAGCUUGACUUCGACGACCUCCCAUUCGACGACCUCCAAUUCGACGUCAUCGGCUUCGGUUACCUUGCCUUCGACGACCUUGACUUUACCAAGCUUCAGUUCGACGACCUCGACUUAUCUUAUCAUUCGACGACCUCGAACUCGACAACCUCGAGUUUACAGAUCUUUAAUCCGACGACAUCGGGUUCGACGACCUUGACCUCGACGACCUCCGAUUUCGACGACAGUUCAUUCGACGUCCUCGGGUUCGACGACUUUCAAAUCGACGACCUCGACUUUGACGACCUCCAAGUCGAAGAGCUUGACUUUGACGACCUUUAUUUCAAAGACCUUCAUUCUGACGACCUCGGCUUGAUUUACCUUGCCUUCAACGACCUUGACUUUGCCAAACUUCAGCUCGACGACCUCGACUUUGGUGACCAUGACUUCGACGACCUCAAAUUCGACAACCUCUUAUUCGACGACCUCGACUUCGGUUACCUUGACUUCGACGACCUUGACUUUGCCAAACUUCAGUUCGACGACCUCGACUUUGGUGACCAUGACUUCGACGACCUCAAAUUCGAUCUUGACUUUGUCAAUCUUCAGUUCGACGACGUGGACUUCGACGACCUUGACUUCAAAGACCUCGAGUUGGACGACCUUGACUUCGAUGACCUCGAGUUUAAAGAUAUUUCAACCGACGACCUUGUGUUCGACGACCUACAAUUCGACGACCUUGACUUCGACGACCUUCAACUCGACGACCUCGACUUUGGUGACCAUGACUUCGAAGAUCUUGACUUUGUCAAUCUUCAGUUCGACGACGUGGACCUCGACGACCUUGACUUCGAUGACCUCGUGUUGGACGACCUUGACUUCGAUGACCUCGAGUUUAAAGAUAUUUCAACCGACGACCUUGUGUUCGACGACCUACAAUUCGACGACCUUGACUUCGACGACCUUCAAGUCGAAGAGCUUGACUUCGACGACCUCCCAUUCGACGACCUCCAAUUCGACGUCGUCGGCUUCGGUUACCUUGCCUUCGACGACCUUGACUUUACCAAGCUUCAGUUCGACGACCUCGACUUAUGUGACCAUGACUUCGACGACCUCAAAUUCGAAGACCUCAAAUUCGACGACUUCUAA